AUCACACGGUGCUCGGAGGAGAUGUCUUCGGAUGACAGGGCUUAAAGAAGAAAUGUAGCUUCCUCCCUGCUGGGAACUCCACGUUUCUGGCAUCUCCACACUGAAGAAAUACUGUGAAGGCGUGAUCCAUCCCACCUGCAUAUACAAAUAUGAAGUUCUUCUGGAUAAUCCCAUUUUUCCUGCUGCAAGCUGAGGCAGAGCACAAGUACCUCCCAACCACCCUGGCCAGCACACACGUGGACGAGUUACACACAGCAGGCAACAUUACCCUUCCACUGGGCUUGGAACUGGAACAGCUGGAGGAGCUGCUCUGGUUCUUCCGCAGAGAAGACCCCUCAACAUGGAAUUAUUCCGUUCUUGCGCUUUCCCUCGCGACCAUGAUUUUGGGUCUUGUUCUUCUGACCAUUAACAUUGUGCGAAACAGGAAAAGGAAGAUCCUUGUGAAUGGAGAAGCAGCACAAACCACACAGGAGGCUGACCUCGAUGCCAAGCAAGCCCUGAUGCCUGUGCAGGAAUACAGCCCGGCUGAGCCACUAAAGCAGCAGCCAGGGCCCCAGGACCAGAGACCAGGGGAUGUGAUGGUCCAGUGGAAGGACGGGACUGUCACGUCCCUGUACAAAGAGAUGUCUGAGGAGGCCAUAUAGUGGCAGCUGGAAUCAGCCCAUUUAGGCCUUAAGGAGGUUAUCAGAAUGUCUCAAUUCACAAGGGUGCAAGUUUACAAAUGCAGUUUAGCCUGGAGAAAGAUAAGGGUGAAACAAGAAAACAGCAGAGUUGCACCUGCAGGAGGGGCUGUGGGCUCAGCUCCUGCCUGGCUGGUGUUCCCCCACUGCUCUGGCUGUUUCCAGCCUUCCCUCCAGUGCCAGCUUCAUCUCCUCCCUCAGGGGCUGAAGGGUAAAGCAGGUUAAAGGACCUGAGCCAGGGAAGUAAGUGGGAAGCUUGGCCUGCAGUCAGCCAGGGAAAGCACCCUCACAUCCCAUCAGGAAAACAGCAACACUGAAGCUGAGACAUUUUUAUUCUUUUCAGUAUCCUCUUUAUUAAAAUACUUUCCAAAGUA
This is a messenger RNA of Vidua chalybeata, 1054 nucleotides long. It is a transcript of the gene SLC51B, whose product is annotated as solute carrier family 51 subunit beta. Gene Ontology annotation, cellular component: plasma membrane. Lineage: Eukaryota; Metazoa; Chordata; Aves; Passeriformes; Viduidae. The coding region runs from base 150 to 644 and encodes 164 amino acids. The transcript has 5 exons. The record is from RefSeq and is a predicted model, not a curated record. Gene Ontology annotation, biological process: bile acid and bile salt transport. Gene Ontology annotation, molecular function: protein heterodimerization activity; transmembrane transporter activity.